UGAAAAAGAAGAAUUAACCUAGAUUGAGAAUUUGAUUUUAUUAUUUUAGGUUUUAAAUAAUAAAGAGAAAUAUCCAAAGUUUAAAAUGUCCUAUAAUUCGAAUUCGGUUAAUAUAUCAGUCGAGGCUCCAAUCGAAAAUCAGAUUCAAGAAAUAACUUAUGAUGGAACAGAAAUAUACCAACCACCUCUUACUCUUUCGGAGAGCCUUGCAAAAUUUGCUCAAAAGAUUGACUUCAGUAAAUCAAAUGAACUAGAUAUUAAAAAAGACACUGAUGAGGCAUUUGAGGAUAACAAAAGUGAUUCUGAUAGCAAAGAUGCAUUUCAGUCAAGCCUUUGGCCAUGGGAUUCUGUAAGAAGCAAACUUAGAAGUGCUUUGCAGGAGGUCUGUGUUUUAGCAGAUGUUCUUGCAAUUGCCAAAGAAAAGAGAUAUCUGGUGCUAGAUCCAGUACAACAAGAGGCUGUAGAAACAAAACCAAUGGUUCAAAUAUAUGCUCGUAAAAAAGCACUUGCUGGUGCUGCAAAUGUCCUUUUAACAGGUGCAGAGAGACUUAAAACUUCUCAAAAUGAAAUUCUGCGUAACAGACAAACUCCAGACUUCCACAUAGAGCUAUUACGAUUGAGACAAAAUUGGAGAUUAAAAAAAGUUUCAAACUCAAUUAUUGGAGAUCUUAGUUAUCGUACUGCUGGUUCAAAAUUCUUUCAAAGUGGAAUGUUUGAAGUAACAAAAGCAGAGGAAGAAGAGAAAACAAGCAGCCCACCAAGUAGUCCGGCCCCUGGAAUAGCUCAAGUAUCCAAAAGCAACAGCUCACUUAGAGUUACUGUACCUUCAGAGCUACAAGGUGUUGCUUAUAUUGAAGUAUUAUGUCAAAAAGACCAAGAAGAUUUAUGUAGUGUAAACUUAAAUCUUUUGGGCUCUGGACCUCCAACAGCAAAUCCAGAAGUACAUUGGCAGCAAAAAUUAGAAGCUGCCCAAAAUGUACUUUUUUGUAAAGAACUUUUCAAUCAGCUUGCAAAAGAGGCUGUGCAGUUACAAGCUCCUAUACCACAUAUGGUUGUUGGUAAUCAGAUAAUGGCAACAGUAUUGCCCGGAAUUCAAUUAGUAAUUGGUCUCUGCCAUUCUGCGACAGCUGAUAAAAAAAAUCAACAAACUGCUCCAGCACCUUCUAAAAGUGAUCACGACCAUGUAUUAGAACAUUCACUACAUCAAUUGUUACGUGAAGUUCAUCAUAAAAAUACACAUCACCCAUUUCCUCACCCAUCUUCUGCGCCCCUCGGGCCUUCUAAAAAGCGAUACCUUGCCGGUCCAAUGGCUGCAGAUCGUCACGAGCUUCUCGAAAUGACUCAUACUGAAACACUUCUUGAGCAGAUCAUCAAACAGGCUCAACAUUUCUUUAUGCGUAUGCGUACAGAAUAUGUACUGGAUACAAUUGCAAAAGAAGUUAAAGAUCCGUUAAUCAGUUCCCAUUGGAAUACAUUAAACAGCCCUACACAGUCUUGUGUCAAAAUUAAUAUAUCAACCCAUGGCUACGAUGCCGUUUGUCGUACCCCUCUAGUAAUUCAUGUUGGCGAAAAGAGCCUGAAAUGUAUAUGUCGAGACGGCAAAGUUAUGCACAUGAGUUAUGAGCCCCAAGAACUGCGGGAUCUUAUUUUUUGCCACAUAAAUCAGCAUCAAAUUUUGGCUGUACAAGCUUUGGCUAAAACCAUGGGGUGGCAAUUUCUGGGCAACUCUAACCAUUUAGGAUUAGGAUCAGUAGAACCUUUAGGUAACGCUAGUUCUUGUUUACUGGGAUCGCCAAAUGGAGACAGGGUAAUUGCCGUAAGAUGUGAACCCCAGUCUGGUGUGCAAGUUUCAGUCGCUCAUUCACCAAGAACGGAUUUCUUUCCAAGUCGAUUAGUUACUGAAAGAAAGUGGGAACACUUAGGGGGACAAUUCCGUGACGUAAGAUUAGAAAAAAUGGAGGGGCGAAAUUUUUUGCAUAAAAUGGAACUUUUAAUGGCUAGUCUUACUAGCAAUUCUUAAGCUUGAUAAGGUGUAAUUAUGAUUUUAUUAGAUCUAUUAGCACAUGUAUUCCCUAGUAACUUAAUUUAUAAAACUACAAUUGAUCUCUAAUAAAAGUAUCA
This is a messenger RNA of Agrilus planipennis (emerald ash borer), 2121 nucleotides long. RefSeq names its product mediator of RNA polymerase II transcription subunit 17 (gene MED17). Gene Ontology annotation, biological process: regulation of transcription by RNA polymerase II. Gene Ontology annotation, cellular component: mediator complex; core mediator complex. NCBI's taxonomy places the organism in Eukaryota, Metazoa, Arthropoda, Insecta, Coleoptera, Buprestidae. Bases 86 to 2020 code for a protein of 644 amino acids. Gene Ontology annotation, molecular function: transcription coregulator activity. The transcript has 6 exons. The record is from RefSeq and is a predicted model, not a curated record.